AUGGUCGCUACACGUCGCGGUGCGAAGAAAGCCCCAGAGGCCGCCUCUGCGCCCUCAAACACACUCAACGCCCCUCCCAAACGCGGCGGCAGGAAGAAGGCAGUCGAUGAGAUCGACGAACUCGCGCCUUCCCCGAUCAAACCCACAAAGACAACCGCUGUGAAGCGCAAGGCGAAGGCUGAGCCUGAAGAUGCCGAGCCGCCCAUGGCUAAGAAGACGGUCGCAACAAAGACAGCGCGCACAGUCAAGGUCCAGACGAAAGCUGUGCCUGCACCUGCUCCAGCAACAAGAGCGACGCGUGGUCGCAAGGCUGAAGAACCUGCCGCUGCAGAGGAGCCCGAAACUACCGAAGAGGCGCCCAAGCCAGCAGCCACUCGUACACGCAAGAUCGCGGCAGUAAAGCAGGCACCUGCACCCAAACUUCAGAAUCCUGUUGUUGCCGAAGAGCCUGCUGUCGAAGAGGCACCUAAAGCAACAUCCAGGGUACGCAAAGCACCUGUACCCGUAAAGAAGGCGCCCACCACCAAGAAGAGCGAGCCUGCUGCCACCGAGAAAACCGCCGUCAGUGAGCCGGCUAAGUCAGCAACUCGAACCCGCAAGCCACCAGUACCCAAAGCCUCGGCAUCCGCUCCAGCCCCCGUCAUCGCACCCAGAGCCACACGUGGUCGCAAUGCCCCGGCAGUUUCACAAGACUCGCCUCUCAAGGCACCGGCCCGCAAGCCUACAAAGAAGGCCGCGGCUGUUCCCAAGACGAAAGCUGAGCCCGAGGCUGUCGUCGAAACAGCUGAAGAGCCAGUCGCGGAGGUAGUCGAAGAGCCAGUUAUCGAGGCUGUCGAAGAGCCAAUUGUUGAGGCUGUCGAGGAGCCACUCGUCGAGGCUGUUGAAGAGGCAGUCAUUGAAGAAGUAGAAGAGCCAGUUGCUAAGGAAAUUGAACAACCGGUCAUCGCAGUAGCUGACGAGCCAGCCAUAGAAGUGAUUGAACAGUCGGUCGUCGAGGUUGUCGAGCAGCCAUUGGCAGAGUUUCCUGGUUACCCUACAACACCCACACACAUCUCUGCCCCAAUGACUUCUAGGGAAGCCGUCGCUGAACUACCGGGCUACCCGACUACACCAUCCCAUAUCAUUGCGCCUCUGUCGAACGAGCAGGGUCUUGCAGAACUUGCAGGAUACCCCACGACGCCUGCGCACAUCACUGCACCCGUUGUAGCAGCCGCCCAGGAGGAUGAUGUCGAUGUCGUUGAGCAUGAGUACAACGACGUCGCCAUGGAGGAUGUUGAGGAUAACGAGCCGGUAGAGCAGAGUGAGGCCUGCCAGGUCUCAACGGUUUCUGAGGUCGAGGAGCAUGUCACGACAGUGGUAUCAGGAGAUCCUCAGCACGUUGAGUACCCUCACAUCGAAGAGGAGGAAAUCCGCGAGGACCUCGACGCUACAGUUGACGCCUCCAUACCCGCUGCAAAGUCUCCUGUGACUGUCCAGCCUGAUACCUCUAGCUCGGCCGCUAUAACAGUAGAUGACUCGACUGCCGAGGUCGUCUGCGGUAUGACUGACCAGGAAGCAUUUGAGGAGCUUCCAGCCGCAUACCCUACCACACCAACUCACAUCUCCGCUCCUGUGACUUCUAAAGCGGCAUUGGCCGAGCUCCCGGAUUACCCCAAGACCCCAGCUCAUAUCUCUGCCCCUGUAACUUCUAAAGCGGCGUUGGCUGAGCUUCCGGGUUAUCCAAAGACCCCAGCUCACAUCUCUGCUCCUGUUUCCUCCAAAGCAGCAUUGGCCGAGCUCCCCGAUUAUCCCAAGACUCCUGCUCACAUCAAGGCACCGAUGACUCCUCGCCGCGCUCUUGCUGAGUUGCCCGACUAUCCCACCACACCAAGCUUGGCACUCGAGGCUGCUCUCCAGGAAGAGAUCACCAGGUCAGUCAAGAAGCAGACACCAUCGCCUGUGAGAUAUCCAACUCUCAAGAAUGACUCAUUCGAGCUUGAGGAGCCUAGCGAGAUUGCCGACAUCAGCGAGGUCACUGAGGCUAGUGAAGUCGGUGAGAUUGCGGUUGCCCACACUGCAAUUGAAUCUUCCCCGUUUGUAACCAGGCCAAUCAUGCAACUGGCGCCACUCAAACUCGCUCCUACUUUCGCAGCACCCGAGCCAGCAUCACCCAAGAAGUCCGCCCUGCGAUCACCUCAGAAGGUCAAGGACGCCAAGACCCCGAAGAAGACUGUUGCUUGGACCGACGUCCAAGCGGAUGAGAGCGAUCUGUUCCUGUAUGACGGCAUUCUUCAGGGCAUGGUUUUCUACGUCGACGUCACAAGCAACGGCAGGGAGCAAAACUUCCUCUUCCGUGGUCUGCUCGAAGAUCUUGGCGCGAAGGUAGUCCAAGAUAUAUCGCACGCGUCGGUGAGCCACGUUCUCUUCAAGGACGGAAGCAUAUCCACACUGGAGAAGUGCCUUGAGAGCAAGGGGGCGAUUAAGUGUGUCAAUGUUGGGUGGGUGUUGGACAGCGAAUCAAACAAGAAGCGUAUGGACGAAGAGCAUUAUCUGGUUGAUCUAUCGGUUGCGAAGCCAGCAACUCCUCUCCCCACAACCGCCGCGAAGCCCUUCACGCCGUUCAAGACUCCUUCCAAGUACGCGCUUCCACCUUCGUCUCAAUGCAAGAUGCCCAGCACACCAACAAGCUCCGAGUUCGAUCGCUCCUUCAACGACGAUAAAGAAAAUUGCGAGGUUGGCAUGUUCUUCGACAAUGACAAGAGCCCUCUCGCACCUCGGACUGCUCCUAUCAAGAAAUCGUCUUUCCUGUUUAGCAGGUCAGCCAUCAAGACUCCGUCCAAGUCCAUCUUCCUUGGAGCUACGCCCUCAAAACCGAUCUUUUCGGCUGUCAAGCCUGCUCCUCAGGCUGCCACUACUGUUAAGAAGCGCCCCGCAGAGUCGUCUUUCUUCGGCUCCCUUGGCCCGCCCAAGAAGUUGCGUCUCUUCUAG
Molecule: messenger RNA, 2967 nt
Organism: Alternaria postmessia
Lineage: Eukaryota; Fungi; Ascomycota; Dothideomycetes; Pleosporales; Pleosporaceae
Exons: 1
Coding region: 1-2967 (988 amino acids)
Source: RefSeq, a predicted model, not a curated record